AUGGGGGGAACCAAGAGCAAGCCCAAAACCGCAGGCCUUCGGACACGGAGUCUUGAUGGUAACAUCAGUUUAGGAGAAGGGGGUGGCGGCUACAACAUCAGCCCCGCCCAGCACACACUCAUGCCCAAUCUGAGUCCAGCAGUGGGCGGGACACGCCGGUCCACUCAGCCGUUGAUCAAUACCCCAGAGCUGGCCCUGUUUGGGGGCGCGGAGUCCACCAAUAGCGUCACAUCUCCUAACAGAGGGACACUUGCAGGUAAGACUGUAGGGCCCAGAUACCCCACUAAUACCUAGAAUGGAAUAUAAAUAAAUGAUUAAAUCAUUCUAUUUCACUAAAGGAAUGAUUAUCUAAAACAGCCAGAGGUGCAUUGAAUGUAAUUUAUUUGAUGCUACUGACAACUGUAGUACAUGCGAAUCUUAUUCAGUACAAUGUAUGUUUGAUACCCUUUUAUGGAAAAGCUACUUAGUUUACUCUGCAUAUAUGAAUAGUACUGUGUCUUUUUAAACAUGGUAUUGCAAUAGUACUUCAUAUUUAAUGCCCCACUCAUCUGAGAUAAUUGUGUCUAUCUGCUCUCACCCCUGCAGGAGGUGUGACGACGUUCGUGGCACUGUAUGACUACGAGUCUCGCACGGCCUCCGAUCUGUCUUUCAGGAAGGGUGAACGGCUACAGAUAUUGAACAACACGUGAGGCAACACCACACACACACACUGGGAUGAGUUUUUCAAGUUUCACAUUUUAUUAGUCGUAUAUACGGGAUCCGCAUGUUAUACAUCGUCCAACGAAAUACUUACUUGCAGGAUCCUUCGAAACAAUGCAACAACAAGAAUAAAUAAUAAAAUAUAAGAAUAUGAACAAAGUAAAUGGCUCAGCAGAAUAGAAUAAACAUUUUAGCAUAAGAUGAAGAUGGAGACAUACACUCAGGGAUAGACACAGACAUACCCCCCGCACACACACACACACACACACACACACACACACACACACACACACACUGUACUCUGCAUGUCUGGUCUCUUGCUGCACUGGCUGGCUUUUUUGCCCCCAAACCCUGUGUCAGUCACCCUCCCUCUGUAAAGUAUGUAACCAUAGAAACAGGCUCCCUUCACAAGGAUCUGUUUUGUGUGAGCUGACAGGUUUUUGUUGUAGAAUUCCUAUUUUCUCCUGGUCAUUCACAAACAGUACAGCUGUACAUCUCACUGGUGCGUCCACAUGGAAGCUGAUAUGUUUCUACCCCCUUCCUGUUGUGACUAGCCCUUUCCUGUUGUGACUAGCCCAUCCUGUUGCGACUAGCCCAUCCCGUUGUGACUAGCCCCUUCCUGUUGCGACAAGCCCCUUCCUGUUGCGACAAGCCCCUUCCUGUUGCGACAAGCCCCUUCCUGUUGCGACUAGCCCCUUCCUGUUGCGACUAGCCCCUUCCUGUUGCGACUAGCCCCUUCCUGUUGCGACUAGCCCCCUUCCUGCUGUCUCUACCUUAGUUGAAUGCACAGAUUGCAAGUCUUGCUAGAUAAUUGUCUGUUAAAUAACUCUCAUUUAAAUGUACAUGUUAAAAUGAUAGAAAUGACUGUUCAUUCAUUCUAAUGAUGUCAGUCUGUGCUGCUUUUACACGUUUUAGGCUUUCUCUAAUCAAUAAAAGUGCAGUGGGCCAUAUUAUUCUAGUGAGCCGAGCCCCCAAUACUGCAGCUAUAACAGUGUUGACCUAGAAGGCCUGAGCUGAGGACAAUAGAACUAUAGUGGAUUAUUGUGAUUAGUGCAUCUGCCCCCUGACGCUGCUACAGCUAUUCCCUUAGGGUUACCAGGUCAAAUACAUAAACUCAGUGAACUCACCGAGAUAUGAUAACCAUAAGAUAAUGUUUCACUGUUUCCUAUUUUAUGAGCCAACCCAUUCUUAGCUUUAUUUCUGCACCAUGCACUUGUUAUUAUAUUAUGAAGCUUUCUUGAUACUAAUAUUAGGUCUGCACCAAUUAUAUUAUCUGUCCUCUGUUUUAGGUAUGGCUGCUUAAUGUCUCUUCUUUCUAUAAAAUCAAUCAAUAACCCUGUUUUCAUGGACAUACAGUAUAAGCUUUAGACAAACUUCUGGUUUAAUGGUUGUACUGUAUGUCUUUGAAAAGUGAGCUAGGUUCCACUGUAGUGUUGGGAUGAGGGGGUGGUGGAUAACUGUUGUUGUAAUGAUUCUGUUCUGUAUACUGUAUCUCUAGCUACAAAUCUGCUUUGCUAACACGCUUUCUGUCUCUUUUUUUUAACCCCAUCCACCCCCUUCGCAUCUCCUCUCUAUCUCCAUCUCCCCAAACUAUUUCUCCAUACCUUCAUAAUUGUAUUUAGGAGAAAGUUGAACAGCAGGUCAGUGAAGCUUCUCUUGUCUUUGUGUCCUUCAUGUGAAUGAAUACGCUGUGUGUAUUUGUGUCCCAGUGUGUUCAUGUCACUAACGCAUCAUAGUUACUGGUUCACAUGAUAACUUCCCUGCAUUUGGUUAACGGUGUCAUAGUACACGUUUGUGUUUGAAUCCCCUGUGCAUCCAUACCAUUAGUAUUCCUAGUAGUUGUAGGGUUGAUUUCCUGGACACAGAUUAAGCCUAAUCCUAGAGAAUUUAUUGGAGUUAACGUAGAAUCUUCAUUGAUACAUCUUCUUAGUCCAGGACCAGUUUUAAUCUGUGUCCAGGAAACCGCCCUGUAGUCUACGGAUAUUGUAAAUAAUUUCCUCCCGUUGAGUCGACCCUGUAUGAAUGUGUGCUACUGUUUCACCAUAGUCCUGUGCAUGUGAAACUCCAUGUGAAGAAGAUCAUCUGUGAGACUAUUCGAUAUGUGUCUCCCAAUAUGAAUGUACUGUGUGUAAAGUUUGUUUUCUUCACUCAGUCUGUGUUAAGAAUCACUCCAUAUGAAGUAGAAUCAAAAUCAGCCCAUGUAAACUAGAAGCACAGACUUGCAAAGGAGACCAUCUGUGAAACAUUUCCAUUCUUGUCUCCACAGAGAAGGGGACUGGUGGCUGGCUCGCUCUCUGACCACGGGAGAAAGUGGUUACAUCCCCAGCAAUUAUGUGGCUCCGUCCGACUCCAUCCAGGCAGAAGAGUAAAUCCCUCCCUCUCUUCUCUCCCUCUUAUCUAUUUAUCCUUCCCACCUUUUCUUCUCUCUCGUAUUUCAUUUAUUCAAGAAUUGAAAAUGAAACUGAUGGAAUUCAAAGAAAUUCCAACUACAGUAUCUCUCUAUGCACCUUGAAGGCAUACAUACUCUACAAGCUGACAUGCAUAGACACGCGUGAUAAUAACACACACAAACUAACCUGUGUAAUGAUUCCAUUUCUUACCUUUAUCCUACCAGUCAUCUCAGAUUGCCUAUGGCUUCCAGGUAAGGGGCAGUAAUCAGAAUGCAAUACUUAUUUGAUUGGGGCAUGCACAGAAGGCAGUUCUCUCGCUCGCUCGCUCUCUCUCUCACACACCCCCACACUUUUUCCCUCCUCUCAACCUGGUCACUGUGUCCCGUGCUCUCUCCCCUCUCUUCCCUAGGUGGUAUUUUGGGAAGAUCACGCGUCGCGACUCGGAGCGGCUCCUCUUGAGUUUGGACAACAGGAGAGGGACGUUCCUGGUUAGAGAGAGCGAGACCACCAAAGGUGAGUGUCUGAGGCUAGCAUCUCCAGUGGAAACACAUCACAGAUUACACCAAAGCAUCUCCACUGACAAUUAAGACUACAUUGGAAUGCUGGCUGGCCCAUGGGCAUUGUCCUUUUCUGGGGAUGAAGCUGUGUAGCUGUGUAACCAUGAUCUUUUAAAAUAGCUGUUUCGUAAACCUUUUAUGUAGAAAAAGCAAACCUCUGAUUUGUAAAAUAAGAAUUGAGACAUGGAUUGUGUAUGUGUUCCAUUCAGAGGGUGAAUGGGCAAGACAAAACAUUUAAGUGCCUUUGAAUGGGGUAUAGAAGUACGCGCUAAGCGUACCGGUUUAUGUCAAGAACUGCAACGCUGCUGGGUUUUCCCCACUCAACAGUUUCCCGUGUGUAUCAAGAAUGGUCCACCACCCAAAGGACAUCCAGCCAACUUGACACAACUGUAGGAAGUAUUGGCGUCAACAUGGGCCAGCAUCCCUGUGGAAUGCUUUCAACACCUUGUAGAGUCCGUGACCCGACAAAUUGAGGCUGUUCUGAGGGCAAAAGGGGGGUGCAACUCAAUAUUAGGAAGGUGUUCCUAAUGUUUGGUAUACUCAGUUUAUCUACCUCAAUUACCUCAUACCCCUGCACAUCGACUCGGUACGGGUUGUGUAUAUAUUAUCACUUGUAUUAUUACUACUUCUCUAUUAUUUAUCUAUUUUUCUUUCCCUCUGCAUUGUUGGGAUGGGCCCGUAAGUAAGCAUUUCACUGUUAGUCUACGCCUGUUGUUUACGAAGGAUAUGCCAAAUAAAAUCUGAUUUGGGAUUUGAUGUGACACCCCUGGGACGCAGCGGCGUUAGAUGCCUCUGAUCGUCAGCUGCUGCACUACAAUACAGCACAGCCACGGUAAUGUCACACACUCCCCAUGGGCCGAGCUCAGCGGAGAAAGAGAGUGGGUAAAGGGGGGGGGACGCUGCCGGGAACUGAGUGGGAGCAGUGGGGAGGCUUCGGGUGAGGGAGUAAGACAGAAGUAGGUUAUUGUGGAGCCAUGGGCGCAUUCAGCAGGGCACAGCGUAAGGGAACGAGCGUUCAGAUAGAAAUGUGUUAUGUAAACAUGCCUCUAUAUAACAUAUAGAAUAAGGAAUCAUGUCGGCUCUAUUCAUGACAUCUCUAUCUGUAACGUUUGACAACCACAAGAGUAUCACCCAGUUUAAACAGAGAGGGAAGGAAGGGGAAUUGCCCAGGGGUUCUUUGAGGUCACUCAUCAGGCUGGCUCACUGGGCUGGUGCUGCCCUCUGAUGGCAGACUGGGUGUAUUGUUUCGUAUUUGUGGGACCACAAAGGAAAGGAACUUGUGAACACAAAAGGACACUAAUAAAGCAAUUUUUUUCAAACUACUUUUCCUUUGGACCCCAGGAAGACUAGAAGUUGCUAAAGGCAUCAGCUAAUGGAAAUGUGAAUAAAGGAGUAGGCAAUAUUUCCAGCCCAAGGUUAUCUUGCUUUCUUUACUGAUUUCCUCUCUUAUGUACCUCUCCCCAGGUGCCUACUGUCUGUCAGUCCUGGACUAUGACAACACUAAAGGGCUGAAUGUGAAACAUUACAAGAUUAGAAAGAUGGACAGUGGAGGGUUCUACAUCACCUCACGCACUCAGUUUAACAACAUACAUGAGCUGGUCACACACUACCACAGUGAGUCACACACACACACAUUGACAACACUGUGUACAAGUAUAAACAUCUCAACCAAUUCCUUCUAAAAAAAAUACCUCUGAUAAGAGACUCUGUGUGAAGAACAAACAGCAGUAACACUACCAGAAGAUGAUAUUAGAGCUUCCCUCCCUGUCCUCUCAGAGUAUGCAGACGGACUGUGCCACUGUCUGACGGCGGUAUGUCCCGUACUGAAGCCCCAGACCCAGGGCCUGGCCCGCGAUGCCUGGGAGAUCCCCAGGGACUCCCUGUGCCUCGACCUCAAACUGGGACAGGGAUGCUUCGGAGAGGUCUGGAUGGGUAAGACAGUCUCUCUCCACUUACUGUAUACAGUGGGGAGAACAAGUAUUUGAUACACUGCCGAUUUUGCAGGUUUUCCUACUUACAAAGCAUAUAGAGGUCUGUAAUUUUUAACAUAGGUACACUUCAACUGUGAGAGACGGAAUCUAAAACAAAAAUCCAGAAAAUCACAUUGUAUGAUUUUUAAGUAAUUAAUUUGCAUUUUAUUGCAUGACAUAAGUAUUUGAUCACCUACCAACCAGUAAGAAUUUCGGCUCUCACAGACCUGUUAGUUUUUCUUUAAGAAGCCCUCCUGUUCUCCACUCAUUACCUGUAUUAACUGCACCUGUUUGAACUUGUUACCUGUAUAAAAGACACCUGUCCACACACUCAAUCAAACAGACUCCAACCUCUCCACAAUGGCCAAGACCAGAGAGCUGUGUAAGGACAUUAGGGAUAAAAUUGUAGACCUGCACAAGGCUGGGAUGGGCUACAGGACAAUAGGCAAGCAGCUUGGUGAGAAGGCAACAACUGUUGGCGCAAUUAUUAGAAAAUGGAAGAAGUUCAAGAUGACGGUCAAUCACCCUCGGUCUGGGGCUCCAUGCAAGAUCUUACCUCGUGGGGCAUCAAUGAUCAUGAGGAAGGUGAGGGAUCAGCCCAGAACUACACGGCAGGACCUGGUCAAUGACCUGAAGAGAGCUGGGACCACAGUCUCAAAGAAAACCAUUAGUAACACACUACGCCGUCAUGGAUUAAGAUCCUGCAGCGUACGCAAGGUCCCCCUGCUCAAGCCAGCGCAUGUCCAGGCCCAUCUGAAGUUUCCCAAUGACCAUCUGGAUGAUCCAGAGGAGGAAUGGGAGAAGGUCAUGUGGUCUGAUGAGACAAAAUUAGAGCUUUUUGGUCUAAACUCCACUCGCCGUGUUUGGAGGAAGAAGAAGGACGAGUACAACCCCAAGAACACCAUCCCAACCGUGAAGCAUGGAGGUAGAAACAUCAUUCUUUGGGGAUGCUUUUCUGCAAAGGGGACAGGACGACUGCACCGUAUUGAGGGGAGGAUGGAUGGGGCCGUGUAUCGCGAGAUCUUGGCCAACAACCUCCUUCACUCAGUAAGAGCAUUGAAGAUGGGUCGUGGCUGGGUCUUCCAGCAUGACAACGACCCGAAACACACAGCCAGGGCAACUAAGGAGUGGCUCCGUAAGAAGCAUCUCAAGGUCCUGGAGUGGCCUAGCCAGUCUCCAGACCUGAACCCAAUAGAAAAUCUUUGGAGGGAGCUGAAAGUCCAUAUUGCCCAGCGACAGCCCCGAAACCUGAAGGAUCUGGAGAAGGUCUGUAUGGCCAAAAUCCCUGCUGCAGUGUGUGCAAACCUGGUCAAGACCUACAGGAAACGUAUGAUCUCUGUAAUUGCAAACAAAGGUUUCUGUACCAAAUAUUAAGUUCUGCUUUUCUGAUGUAUCAAAUACUUAUGUCAUGCAAUAAAAUGCAAAUUAAUUACUUAAAAAUCAUACAAUGUGAUUUUCUGGAUUUUUGUUUUAGAUUCCGUCUCUCACAGUUGAAGUGUACCUAUGUUAAAAAUUACAGACCUCUAUAUGCUUUGUAAGUAGGAAAACCUGCAAAAUCGGCAGUGUAUCAAAUACUUGUUCUCCCCACUGUAUAUGAAUAGUGUAUAAAUAGUAUUUUUGUUGUCUCUUGGUGUCUUUCCAUAUAUUAUAUACAUACAUACAUACAUACAUACAUACAUACAUACAUGCAUGCAUGCAUGCAUGCAUGCAUGCAUGCAUGCAUACAUACAUACAUACAUACAGUGAGGGGAAAAAAGUAUUUGAUCCCCUGCUGAUUUUGUACGUUUGCCCACUGACAAAGACAUGAUCAGUCUACAAUUUUAAUGGUAGGUUUAUUUGAACAGUGAGAGACAGAAUAACAAAAAAAUCCUGAAGAACGCAUAUCAAAAAUGUUAUACAUUGAUUUGCAUUUUAAUGAGGGAAAUAAGUAUUUGACCCCUCUGCAAAACAUGACUUAGUACUUGGUGGCAAAUCCCUUGUUGGCAAUCACAGAGGUCAGACGUUUCUUGUAGUUGGCCACCAGGUUUGCACACAUCUCAGGAGGGAUUUUGUCCCACUCCUCUUUGCAGAUCUUCUCCAAGUCAUUAAGGUUUUGAGGCUGACGUUUGGCAACUCUAACCUUCAACUCCCUCCACAUCUUUUCUAUGGGAUUAAGGUAUGGAGACUGGCUAGGCCACUCCAGGACCUUAAUGUGCUUCUUCUUGAGCCACUCCUUUGUUGCCUUGGCCGUGUGUUUUGGGUCAUUGACAUGCUGGAAUACCCAUCCACGACCCAUUUUCAAUGCCCUGGCUGAGGGAAGGAGGUUCUCACCCAAGAUUUGACGGUACAUGGCCCCAUCCAUCGUCCCUUUGAUGCGGUGAAGUUGUCCUGUCCCCUUAGCAGUAAAACACCCCCAAAGCAUAAUGUUUCCACCUCCAUGUUUGACGGUGGGGACGGUGUUCUUGGGGUCAUAGGCAGCAUUCCUCCUCCUCCAAACACGGCGAGUUGAGUUGAUGCCAAAGAGCUCAAUUUUGGUCUCAUCUGACCACAACACUUUCACCCAGUUCUCCUCUGAAUAAUUCAGAUGUUCAUUGGCAAACUUCAGACGGGCCUGUAUAUGUGCUUUCUUGAGCAGGGGGACCUUGCGGGCGCUACAGGAUUUCAGUCCUUCACGGCAUAGUGUGUUACCAAUUGUUUUCUUGGUGACUAUGGUCCCAGCUGCCUUGAGAUCAUUGACAAGAUCCUCCCGUGUAGUUCUGGGCUGAUUCCUCACCGUUCUCAUGAUCAUUGCAACUCCACGAGGUGAGAUCUUGCAUGGAGCCCCAGGCCGAGGGAGAUUGACAAUUAUUUUGUGUUUCUUCCAUUUGCGAAUAAUCGCACCAACUGUUGUCACCUUCUCACCAAGCUGCUUGGCGAUGGUCUUGUAGCCAUUCGAGCCUUGUGUAGGUGUACAAUCUUGUCCCUGACAUCCUUGGAGAGCUCUUUGGUCUUCUACUGAAUUAGGUGAUCACCUGAACCAAAUCUUAUUUAACCAGGAAAAGUAUAAAAACCACUGCUGUGGUCAUCACUAUCCUCUUGCAAUAGGACCAGCUGGAUGGCAAAAACAGUGCUAAUAGUACCUCAAAAGUAAUAUUAAUCAAAAAAUAACUAUUGACCAUGCCAAAAGAGUUGAAAAAUAAAGUUUUGUGUGAGGAAAAGAAGGGUUCAAUUCUGGCUUUACUGGCAGAGGGAUACAGUAAGCGUCAGGUUGCUUCCAUCCUUAAAAUUUCAAAGACGGCGGUUCAUAAGAACAAGGUCAAGCAGCAGACAUUGGGGACAACAAAGCUACAGACCGGCAGAGGGCGAAAACGACUCUCUAUUGACCGGGAUGACCGCCAACUCAUUCGAAUGUCACUCAACAACCGUAGGAUGACAUCAAGUGACCUACAAAUAGCUGGGGUGAAGUGCACGGUGAGGACGGUUCGAAACAGGCUCCUAGGGGCAGGGCUGAAGUCGUGCAAAGCUUCAUCAAUGAGAAGCAAAGCAAAGAAAAGCCAGGCUGAGGUUUGCAAAAUACCAUAAGGAUUGGACCGUAGAGGACUGGAGUAAGGUCAUCUUCUCUGAUGAGUCCAAUUUUCAGCUUUGCCCAACACCUAAUGGUUAGACGGAGACCUGGAGAGGCCUACAAGCCACAGUGUCUCGCACCCACUGUGAAAUUUGGUGGAGGAUCGGUGAUGAGCAAGGCUGGAAUCGGGCAGAUUUGUCUUUGUGAAGGACGCAUGAAUCAAGCCACGUACAAGGUUGUCCUGGAAGAAAACGUGCUUCCUUUUGCUCUGACAUUGUUCCCCAACUCUGAGGAUUGGAUUUUCCAGCAGGACAAUGCACCAGUCCACACAGCCAGGUCAAUCAAGGUGUGGAUGGAGGACCACCAGAUCAAGACCCUGUCAUGGCCAGCCCAAUCUCCAGACCUGAAACCCAUUGAAAACUUCUGGAAUGUGAUCAAGAGGAAGAUGGAUGGUCACAAGCCAUCAAACAAAGCCGAGCUGCUUGAAUUUCUGCGCCAGGAGUGGUAUAAAGUCACCCAACAUCAAUGUGAAAGACUGGUGGAGAGCAUGCCAAGACGCAUGAAAGCUGUGAUUGAAAAUCAGGGUUAUUCCACCAAAUAUUGAUUUCUGAACUCUUCCUAAGUUAAAACAUUAGUAUUGUGUUGUUUAAAAAUGAACAUGAACUUAUUUUCUUUGCAUUAUUUGAGGUCUGACAACACUGCAUAUUUUUUGUUAUUUUGACCAGUUGUCAUUUUCUGCAAAUAAAUGCUCUAAAUGACAAUAUUUUUAUUUGGAAUUUGGGAGAAAUGUUGUCAGUAGUUUAUAGAAUAAAACAAAAAUGUUAAUUUCACCCAAACGCAUACCUAUAAAUAGUAAAACCAGAGAAACUUAUAUUUUUGCAGUGGUCUCUUAAUUUUUUUCCAGAACUGUGUGUAUAUACAAAAUUGUCUAUAACUGUUCUUUACUUUGUCAUGUAUUUGUACAUUUUAUGUGGACCCCAGGAAAAGUAGCUGCUGCAUGUGCAGUAGCUAAUGGGAAUCCUAAUAAACAAAACUAGCUCUGCUAUCUUGUGAUUUAAUUAGCAACUUUAGGAAUCAAUUUCAGUGUGAUCCUUCUGAUCUUCAGCCAACUCCCUAAACCAGCUGAUCCUCUCAGACAAAACAAGGAGUAUUGCCAUGUAGAGGAACUAAAGUGUCUAUACAGUGCAUUUGUCAUUGCAUCAACACAUUCCUUGGCAGUUGGCACCUAUUUGACAGUUUUGAAAACAUAAUCUGAUGAUAAUAAUUGUUACUACAACAACAUAACUAGCUGUGUAACCUUUAUGUAGGCACGUGGAACGGUACAACGCGGGUAGCGGUCAAGACCCUGAAGACCGGUACCAUGUCCCCUGAGGCCUUCCUUAUGGAGGCCCAGGUCAUGAAGAAGCUGAGACAUGAAAAGCUGGUCCAGCUCUAUGCCGUGGUGUCUGAAGAACCUAUCUAUAUUGUCACGGAGUACAUGGGACAAGGAAGCUUGUUGGACUUCCUGAAGGGAGACAUGGGCAAGAUGCUGCGCCUUCCUCAGUUGGUUGACAUGGCCUCGCAGGUAAGAGAGUUUAGAGAUGGUCAGUGUAAAUACUGUCUAGUCAUAUUAUGUACCCGGACACACACACACACACACACACACACAGUCUUGUAUAACUAACCUUGUGGGGACACACAAUUCGGUCGCAUUCAAAAUCCUAUUUUCCCUAAGUUUAAAACCUAACCCUAACCCUAAACCUAAACUUAAUUCUAACCCUAACACUGAUUCUAAACUUAACCAUAAACCCCCUAGAAAUAGCAUUUGACCUUGUGGGGACUAACAAAAUGUCCCCAGUUGGUAAAAUGUUUGUUUGUUGACUAUUUCAUAUAUUUAAACACGUCCACACACACACACUGGCUGUUUCAGUCAAACCUAAACAUGCGUCUUCUCUUCAGAUUGCCUCAGGUAUGGCGUAUGUAGAGAGGAUGAACUACGUCCACAGAGACCUCAGGGCUGCCAACAUUCUAGUGGGAGACAACCUGGUGUGUAAAGUGGCUGACUUCGGCCUGGCCCGUCUCAUAGAGGACAACGAGUACACUGCUAGGCAGGGUAAGACUACUAGAGGGCUCUGAUUACCAUCUCCCUUCCUUUUGUCUGUCUCCUCUCUGUUUUAUGUCUCUCUCCUCUCAAUGUUUGGGCUGCCAGACAAAUUGGCCUGCACUGAAGUCACCUCUCUUCAGACAUAAUUGGCAUCAUUUUAUUCUCAGGUUUUCUCACCACAACUUGAAUUACAGAGUCUAGUCAAACGUGUGUCUCUCGUUGCAGGAGCAAAGUUCCCCAUCAAGUGGACGGCUCCUGAAGCUGCACUGUAUGGCCGCUUCACCAUCAAAUCAGACGUCUGGUCGUUUGGGGUCUUACUGACAGAACUGGCCACCAAGGGGAGAGUGCCAUAUCCAGGUAGCUACUGGGAAUCUUCAAAAAUGGGAUGUAGCUCAGUUGAUAGAGCAUGGCGUUUGCAACGCCAGGGUUGUGGGUUCGUUUCCCACAGGGGGUAUGAAAAGAAAAAAAAAAAAAAGAAUAAUAAUAAUGUAUGCACUAACUAACUGUAAGUCGCUCUGGAUAAGAGCGUCUGCUAAAUGACGUAAAUGUAAAUGUUGUGUGAUAGAAUUGCUUACCACUCUGAGCACAUCCCAAAGACGCACACUGCUGGCAAGCAAGAAUACCUAUGUGAAGACACUGUUGGCUGUUAUCCUUUGAAACCAUGAAGGUCAAUGCACUAUCUAUCUCUCCUGUCAUUCGGUCCCUGUAUAUUGAUGUUUGUGUUCUCCCCGUCCCAUUCCUUUCCUCUCUCUAACUCUCUCCCCCAGGCAUGGUGAAUCGGGAGGUGUUGGACCAGGUGGAGCGUGGUUACAGGAUGCCUUGUCCUGCUGAGUGCCCUGAGUCCCUUCAUGACCUCAUGCUCACCUGCUGGAGGAAGGACGCCGAGGAGAGGCCCACCUUUGAGUACCUGCAGGGCUUCCUGGAAGACUACUUUACCUCCACUGAGCCCCAGUACCAGCCCGGGGAGAACCUUUAG
Molecule: messenger RNA, 12198 nt
Organism: Coregonus sp. 'balchen'
Lineage: Eukaryota; Metazoa; Chordata; Actinopteri; Salmoniformes; Salmonidae
Source: the annotation of a GenBank genome assembly